GAAGAGCAGCGGGGAGCCGCGGAGAGCCAGUCACUCGUCUGCGGCGGCGGAGCAGCUAGGCUAAGUCUCGCUAUGCUUUCCUUUACGGUGUGAAAUGAAGAAAAUAUGGGGGCCAAAGAAUCAAGGAUUGGUUUCCUCUCUUAUGACGAGGCGAUUAAGAGAGUGACUGAUGUCGAGCUCAAACGGCUGAGGGAUGCAUUCAGGAGGACCUGUGGACUGUCCUGCUACAUGAGUCAGCAAUGCUUCUACAAGGAAGUGCUGGGGGACAUGGUUCCUCUGAAUAUCUCAGAGGUAAUCUACAGUUCAUUUGGUGGCACAUUAAAAGGCCUGCACUUCAACAACCUUAUCGUUGGCUUAGUGCUGCUGACCAGAGGACGUGAUGAAGAAAAGGCAAGAUAUAUUUUCAGCCUUUUUGCCAGUGAAUCAGGCAGCUAUGCUACACGUGAAGACAUUGAAUCCAUGCUGCAGGCUGUGGAUGGAGAGGUGCAUCCCUCCCUCAGGAAGUGCUUUACAGAGGCUGAGAAGGUCAAUUAUGAGAAGUUUAAGAGCUGGUUGCUCCAGAACAAGGAUGCUUUCACCUUCUCCCGCUGGCUCCUGUCGAGCGGGGUGUGUGUGACUCUAACCGAUGACAGCGACACACCCACCUUCUACCAGACCUUAGCUGGGGUCACUCACUUAGAAGAAUCGGACAUCAUUGACCUGGAGAAGCGGUACUGGUUAUUAAAAGCUCAGUCAAGAACUGGACGCUUUGACUUGGAAACGUUUAUCCCAUUGGUAUCUCCUCCUAUUCACCCAUCUAUAAGCGAGGGUUUAUUCCAUGCUUUUGAUGAGAACAGAGACAAUCACAUAGACUUCAAAGAGAUCUCCUGCGGGUUGUCAGCAUGCUGUAGAGGACCUCUGGCUGAGAGACAGAAGUUUUGUUUUAAAGUGUUUGAUGUUGACCGUGAUGGAGUUUUGUGCCAAGAAGAAAUCCAGGAAAUGGUCAGUGCACUACUGGAAGUAUGGAGGGACAAUCGUACGGACUCUAUCCCUGAGUUGGAGUCAAGUGUGUCUGAUAUUGUUGAAGACAUUCUUAGAAUACAUGACACUACCAAGAAAGGACAUCUGACGCUUGAAGACUAUCAGAUAUGGAGUGUGCAAAGUGUGCUCGCUGCAGAAUUCCUUAACCUCCUUUUUCAGGUAUGUCACAUUGUUCUUGGACUGCGACCUGCCACUCCAGAGGAGGAAGGACAGAUCAUCAGAGGCUGGUUAGAGAGGGAGAGCCGGCAUGGCCUCCAGCCUGGAGACUACUGGUUCCUCAUCUCCACACAGUGGUGGCAGCAGUGGAAGGAUUAUGUGAAAUAUGACAGCAAGGCUAUAGUGGUGGAACAGCCAUCAGUAUUUGCUGCUGGCAGAAGUCCUACCUCAUCAGCUGGGGUGGAACAGAAUGGCCAGGGGGAGAGCUUGACCAGUUCACACUCUUCCUCUGAAGAGAAGUUCUCUGACAACAUCUCCAGUGCGUCUGAGGCAUCUGAGUCCACAAGUAGCAGUGUUCUCCCAUCCGGCACGACUGCUACCGAUAUCUGCUUCUCUCGACAUGCAGACUCAGAGGCAGACAGUCAGAGCUUCCUGGGGGCAGAUGGGAAUGUGACGGCCCUCAGGCCUGGUGCUAUAGACAACCAGCCGCUGGUUACCUCAGAGCCUCUCAAGGCUCCUACGUUGACAAUGGAAGGGGGUCUGCUGAGACGCUCUCCAAACCUACAUCUGGGCCAAGACUUUGAGGUUGUUCCUGAGCCAGUCUGGAGGGCUCUCUACCACUGGUAUGGAGCAAACCUCAGCCUUCCAAGGCCGGUGAUCAGGACCAGAGAUCUGGAGAAUGCAGAAUUAGAACUAUUUCCCAGACAUCUGCUCUUCUUGAGACAACAGCCUCCAGCCCGCACACCUCAGUCUAAUGGCUGGAUCAACAUGGGUAACAUGCCGUCUCCCAGUGCCCCUCUAAAGCGGGUGCUGGUCUACACUGGGUGCUUCAGCAGAGUGGGCACUAUUAAAGACAUUCACGAUUACCUGUCACAGAGACUCCGUAUUAAAGAAGAGGAUAUGAGACUCUGGCUCUACAUCAACGAGAAUUAUUUGACUCUUCUUGACGAUGAGGAUCAUUCACUGGAGGCCCUUAAAAUCCCAGAUGAACAGUAUAUGGUUAUUGAAGUGCGCAACAAAGACAUGAGCUGGCCAGAGGAGAUGUCAUUCCUGGCCAACAGCAGCCGAAUAAAUCGAUAUAAAGUUCCCACUGAGAAAGGAGCCACGGGACUCAGUAACCUUGGCAACACGUGCUUCAUGAACUCUAGUAUCCAGUGUGUGAGCAACACUAAACCACUCACUGACUACUUCCUGUCUGGAUCCCACCUCUAUGAACUGAACAGAACUAAUCCUAUCGGGAUGCGUGGUCACAUGGCAAAAUGCUACGGUGAUCUGAUCCAAGAACUGUGGAGUGGUACUCAGAAAAGUAUCGCUCCACUGAAACUCAGGUGGACUAUAGCGAAGUAUGCUCCACGGUUCGAUGGCUUCCAGCAGCAAGACUCUCAAGAACUGCUGGCCUUUCUGUUAGACGGCCUUCAUGAGGAUCUGAACCGUGUCCAUGACAAGCCGUAUGUGGAGCUGAAGGACAGCGAUGGCAGACCUGACUGGGAAGUUGCUUACGAGGCUUGGGAGAACCAUUUGAGAAGAAAUCGCUCCAUUGUGGUGGAUCUUUUCCACGGUCAGCUCAGGUCCCAGGUCAAGUGUAAAACCUGUGGGCAUGUAAGUGCACGCUUCGACCCAUUCAACUUCCUCUCUCUUCCCCUGCCCAUGGACAACUCCAUGCACCUCGAGAUCAUAGUUAUAAGGCUAGAUGGCUCUACACCGGUGCGAUAUGGACUCAGACUCAAUGUGGAUGAGAAAUACUCCGGACUCAAGAGUCUACUUAGUGAGCUGUGCCAUCUGAAAGCAGAGCAGCUCUUACUGGUGGAGAUCCAUCUGUCCUGCAUUAAGAAUUUUCCAUUAGAUCAUCAGAAAGUACGCCGUGCAGUGAGUGGCUUCCUGUGUGCAUUUGAAAUCCCACUGCCUGCAUCCCCCUCAUCCAAUCUUGAAAUCACAUCUCCGAAAGAAGCGGGCGUAGGAGCCUUUCCAGUGGUAGCAAAUGGAACCAGUCCUCCAGUCUCCAGCGGUACAUCCCUGAGGCUCGAUAUAAUUCCCAAAGGCAUGCCAAAUACCGUGGUACCCUGUAGUACAGAUGGUAGCCCUGCCAACGGCCUCCCUAAUGGCCACAUUAUGACACCCCCCACCGGCCCCUUCACUGGAUACAUCAUUGCCAUCCACAGGAAAAUGAUGCGCGCCGAGUUAUACUUCCUCUCAUCUCAGAAAAACAGGCCCAGUCUGUUCGGCAUGCCACUGAUUGUUCCCUGCACAGCAGAAACUCGUUGCAGAGACUUGUACAACACUGUGUGGACACAAGUGUCCCGGCUGGCCAGUCCUCUACCUCCUCAGGAGUCAAGCAACCAUGCUCAAGACUGUGAUGACAGUAUGGGCUACCAGUAUCCAUUCACGCUGCGUGUAGUACAAGGAGACGGGAACUCUUGUGCAUGGUGUCCAUGGUACAGAUUCUGCAGAGGCUGUGCCAUAGAAUGUAAUGAUGACAGGGCUGCAUUGGGCAGUGUUUGUAUAGCAGUUGACUGGGACCCCACUGCUUUGCACCUACGCUAUCAGACAUCACAAGAGAGGCUGGUGGAGGAGCAUGUGAGUGUGGAACUGAGUCGUCGUGCGCAAGCAGAGCCCAUCAGUCUGGACAGCUGCCUGAGAGCCUUCACCACUGAGGAAGAACUGGGGGAAAAUGAACUGUACUACUGCUCCAAGUGCAAGACCCACCGUCUGGCCACCAAGAAACUGGACAUCUGGAGACUUCCACCAAUACUGAUUGUACACUUGAAGCGGUUCCAGUUUGUCAACGGACGGUGGAUUAAAUCUCAGAAAAUCGUGCGUUUCCCCCGGGAUAACUUUGAUCCCAGUGCGUUUUUGACUCCUCGGGAAGCAGACCACAGCCAGCAGGGGUGGAGAAGCUGUUUGGGAGAAGAUCUGUCGGAACAGGAGCACGGGCCAAACUCUGGAGCAGGAGAGCCUCCUUCAAACUCAACAUUAAGUAGCUUAAAAGACUCUCCAGGCUCUGGGCGAUUGUUGUCUUCCUCCCUCAGCAGAGGCGGCAGCCCCACCAGCAGCCCCAAAGUAGAUGGCCGAAAGCAGGGGCCGAAGCAGGCGUCUCACCUGGACUCCAGGCUGCAGCUGUCCCUCAGUAAAGAAAGCCUGGACAGUGGCAGGGAAAGCCCUCUGGAGCUGGAGCCCUGCAGCAGCACUAAGCCCGAGGCCCAGACUGAGGCUGAAGCCACAGGCCUGGACUCAGCACUGGGCGAGGACACGAGCAGAGACUUUGAUAACGGCACGUCUGUUUCUGAGCUGGAGAGCAACGGCUGCACUGAGGACAGCAUGGACCUGGAGGCCUCACAGGACCAAAGAGAAAGGAUCUGCCUGGAGCCAGUCUAUGACCUGUAUGCAAUAUCAUGUCACUCAGGGAUACUUGGAGGAGGCCAUUAUGUCACGUAUGCCAAAAACCCCAAUGACAAAUGGUACUGUUACAAUGACAGCAGCUGCAAGGAGGUGAAUCCAGAGGAGAUUGACACGGACUCGGCGUACAUCCUCUUCUAUGAGCAGCAGGGAGUGGACUACUCUCUGUUCAUGCCAAAGACUGAUGGGAAAAAGAUGGCUGACACCAGCAGCAUGGAUGAGGAUUUUGAAACGGACUACAAGAAGUACUGCGUUCUUCAGUGAUGCUCUUCAGCGCUCUUGUCACUGUCUGAGAUAUCAACACUCAAAAAGAUGAAGUCUCUCAGAUUGAGAGGAGCUUUUUUUGUUUGUUUUUGUUCUCCCUUUGUUUUUAUUUCCUGUUUUAGCCAAACUGUGGUACUGUCCAGUUAUUUCAGGCUUGCAACAUCGGACAAUUCACGAAAGCGUCUGUUCUCCUGACCCUGUCUUGUUUGUUUGUUUGUUUGUUUGUUUGUUUUGUUUAAUUUUUUUGUGUUAAUCUGUUGCGAUUUUAUGUACAGAGUAAAUUAGUAAGUGCCGGUCACAUACUGUACGAACCAUAUGUGACAAAUGAUAGUCAUUAACAUCAACAGUGUGCGUAUGGGUAAGAUGCGAUUGGUACUAAAUCUAUUUAUUAUUGUUUAGAAUCUUUUAAAUAAUUUGUGGCAUCGAUUGUGCUAACAUCUUUUUUUUUUUUUUUUUUUUUUUUUUUUUUUUUUUUUUUUUGAGUUUCUUUUUUAAGCUAUCCUGAUCUUGGGUAUUUUGUUAUGUAGAUUACAUACAUCUGAUCAUUAUAAAUAUUUCUUUGUAAAGAAAAGUGGAGGGUUGCAAGCAUUUUAUCUUGUGUUUAUAAGAUGUUAAAAAGUACUGGAUGCACUUUUAUGCUUUAAGUUGCUGUCAUUUUUCCGGUCUCAUUCUGCAAUGUUGCACAUUUUGGCUACUUGUUGUAUUAUUAUUGUUAUUAUUUUGUAUUAUUAUUUUUUUAAUCCACACGUUGAAUGUCAUUCCACGCUUGUUUACAGAGUGUGUCAUUGAAGCAUAUGACACAACCAUUCUGCUUAUUUUUUUUGUCUGUGAUUCAAGCAGGUUUCUCUGUGCCAACAAGUCCUGUAGUACAGUUUGUGCCAUUGUACCGUCAUCGAUGUCUUCGCUCAGGAUACCCGAAUUGUAAAUUGCGUCAGCAUGUCACAGAGGAAGUGUCUGAGCACUUUAUUUAUUCAUAUAGAACGCAAAAGAAAAGAAAAAUGAAUUCCUGUGUGAAGGGAUGACCUCUCUUCCGCUUUUCAGCGAUCUGUGGCUAAACAUGAAGCAUUUUACAGCGUGGACCUGUAUAAUUGUGCUGUAAUAUUAAUGUUAAUAUGUUAAUCUUCUCUGCUCCAAGAGAAGUCAGUCAGAGAGCAGUGAGUGAAGCAAGGACAAUGAGUUUUUUUUUAUCUUGCUACAUUGUGCCACUAUAUGACAUAUUUAACAUGAAGAAGUUGGAUUAGUCAAUCUUGUCUAAAUAGUAUUAAAUAUUACCCAAAUGUGGAACCCCAGCCCUGUUCUAGUGAGUUCUUCUCUGUGUCUCUAAUCGUCUUCUGUUGUGUUAUGUUGAGUGGUAAUCUGGACUUGGCUAGUUAUGCUAAUUGGUAAUCAGUGACUUUACCUGUAACGCUCUGUAACAGUUCACGAUUAUUCUCUUUUGGAUCUCUGCUGAGCGCCACAGUAGUCCUCUUAUCAGGUCUCUCUUUUUGUUAUGUUAAUUUACUACUGAAAUGGUCUUUUUUAUAUUUAGUGUAAUCUUUUUUUUGUUCAUUUGUUUGCAUUAAACUGUUUAAUGUAAUUCAUCGUA
Astyanax mexicanus (Mexican tetra) is the source of this 6418-nucleotide messenger RNA. RefSeq names its product ubiquitin carboxyl-terminal hydrolase 32. Gene Ontology annotation, molecular function: cysteine-type deubiquitinase activity; calcium ion binding. The record is from RefSeq and is a predicted model, not a curated record. The transcript is spliced from 34 exons. Gene Ontology annotation, cellular component: Golgi apparatus. Gene Ontology annotation, biological process: protein deubiquitination. Lineage: Eukaryota; Metazoa; Chordata; Actinopteri; Characiformes; Acestrorhamphidae. Bases 106 to 4833 code for a protein of 1575 amino acids.